UUUCCUUUCUGUCACUGCAAAGUCAAAAUCAAAUCGUGGUCCGUCGCUCGAGUUUCUAGCAAAAAUAUAUUUUUGUUUUGUUUAUCCAAAAUAAAAUAAAUUAAGCUUUUUCUGAAACACAUGUGAAACCAAAAGGCAAACCAGCCACUACACCACAUCUUCAAAAUUGCAUACGUUUUUGCUUAUUAAUUAAUUUAAAAUGUCUGAAUCUGAGAACAACUACUCCUCGGAUGACGAACCAGUCUCCAAGAACCACAAUAAACUUUUGCAAGCUGUGAGCAAUCUCAGCAAAGUGCAACACAUUAAAAAAGUAGCCCGCAAAGAACCAUCCGCAAAUCAAAAUGAAUUUGAUUUAAUUAAGCCCCGUAUAGAGCUUCCCAAGCAAAUACAUCCAUCCAAAAGCCCUGUUAGUGUUGUGGAUCUUGUGAAAACCUUGAAAGGGACAAGCAAACAUGUAAAUGUUGGCAAAGAAUUGUCAAAUGUUGCCAAAACAGGUAGGGUUUUGCCUAAGCCGCUGGAAAAGCCUCAAGCCGACCGGUUGAUGCGUUCUAUUAACUACGAUAAGACCAAAAAGGAAUUACAACGUUGGGACGCUGUCGUGGCGCAGUUCCAAUCCGCUGAAACCCAAACAUUUCCUCUAGAUUCUGAGACAGUGUAUAUAAAUACCGCCAAGCUGAAAAGACCUCCACAGUUGUGUUUAAAAUCGGAGUUGCAAAUUGCUGUGGAAGAAGCAGAAGCCAAACUACGUGCCCUGAAAGGCGAGAAGAUAGAAAAAAUUACAGAUAACGAUUUGCUUAAAGAGAAAAUGCAGGCGACGAAAAACGAAAUCAAAAAACGUCGCCAGGAAUUGCUCUACUUGAAAAUGCAACAAUCUCAAAAGUCCGCCAAAUUAAGGUUACAAAAUAAAAUAAAAUCCAAGACCUAUCACAGACUUCAGAAGCAACACAAACUCAAGGAACAGCUCAAAGACUUCGAAACACUGCAAAAGUUAAAUCCUGAAGCUGCUCUUGAAAAACUCCAAAGCUUGGAGAAGAACCGCAUUUUGGAACGUGCCAAUUUAAGGCACAAAAAUACCGGAACUUGGGCUAAGAAUAACCUGGUCAAGGCAAAGUACAACCGAGAUGUACAGAAGGACUUGUCCGAACAGUUGGCUCUGAGUCGACAGUUAACGGAGAAGAAAGAUGUCUCGGAGGAUGAGGACGACGAUGAGAAAGUAGACACUAAUGCCAUGGACUUUGAUUUUGAAGAUAAAAUGAAUCCUUGGAUGCAGGCAAAUGGCAAGAAGAACGAUGCCAAGCCGGAGGAUGCUGUUGAGAUGGGAUACAGAAAGUACUGGAUGGAACGUAAGAAUAACGAGGAAAAGUUAAGAAAUCAUCAGGCCUUAUUAGCCGAAGAUUCAGGUCUUGGUGGCGAAAUUGAGGAAUCUGAAAAGGAAAUAAAACAAGAAAUAAAUAAAAGUUCAUCUGCAAAGCAUAAGAAAGCAACUAAAACUAUCAAAAAGAAGAAAAACACAAAGGCUAAGAAGCUUUCAUCCAAUACCAUUAUAGAGAACGGUUGGCUAGUUGAAGACGUCAAUAAUGUAGAUUCUGAGGCUGAUAUUCACAGCAUCGACAAACUGUUCGAUAAAGCCGAAGAUAGUGUUUUGCAAAAACUUACAAACAAACAAAGAAAGCUUCAAAAGCAACUGGAAAAACAAAGCAACAAAAAAAGCCACAAGAAAGAGCGACCAACUAAAGCGAAGGAUGAGCUGAAGAACUUGGAAGAUUUGAAAUUUAAAAACCAAAAAAAUCGAGUAGAAAUUGAUGAGCAACUCCUAGAGACGGCAAAUGGCGAAGCAAUUGCACUUCCAACUAAACAACUAUCACCAAGCGAAGUUCCUUCUGCGGCAAAGGUAAGUCAAAGUGUCGAUGCAAUUAAGCAUGACAAUUACGCCGAUGUGAAGCCAAAGGAACUGAAGACAUCUUUGGCUCAAUUCACCAAUUGUGAUGAAGAUGUUGACUUUGACGAUGAAGACGAAGGGGUUGCCAUUGACCGUCAAGCGACCAUAAACGAUGCCUUCGAAGACGAUGAUAUAAUGGCUGAUUUUGGAAGAGAUAAGAAUGCAGAGAAAAAGGCUUUGGCUGACCAAGUAACUCUGACAAUGCCCGGUUGGGGCUCUUGGGCUGGAACUGGAAUUUCAGAGAGAGCAGAACAAAAUAAAAAGAAAUUGGUGUUGGACUUUGCAAAACAGACCCAACUGAACGUCGAUAAUUCCACUCAAUGCCGAGUUCGAAUCAAUGAGAAUGUCAAUAACAAAAAGUUGAGAGAACAUCUUGUUUCGGAUGUUCCAUUCCCCUUUAAAACGGUCAAAGACUAUGAAGCCAGUAUAAGGGCUCCCAUUGGAAGGAAUUUCGUACCGGAGACAGCAUUUCGGGAGUUGACCAAGCCAUCUGUAAUUACUAGGAGGGGUCACAUUAUUCGACCAAUGGAUGAAUCUGAAUUGGUUAAGCCGCCGAAGCGACCCAGAUCAGUGGUCGAGAAGAGAAUUUUGUAUGAUGCUCAUGUGGCGAAGCAAUAAAUGUUGUUUUUUUUUAUU
Eupeodes corollae is the source of this 2575-nucleotide messenger RNA. Its product is annotated as U3 small nucleolar RNA-associated protein 14 homolog A. The transcript is spliced from 2 exons. Bases 200 to 2557 code for a protein of 785 amino acids. Gene Ontology annotation, cellular component: small-subunit processome; nucleolus. The record is from RefSeq and is a predicted model, not a curated record. Gene Ontology annotation, biological process: rRNA processing. NCBI's taxonomy places the organism in Eukaryota, Metazoa, Arthropoda, Insecta, Diptera, Syrphidae.